Molecule: messenger RNA, 4512 nt
Organism: Zygosaccharomyces rouxii
Lineage: Eukaryota; Fungi; Ascomycota; Saccharomycetes; Saccharomycetales; Saccharomycetaceae
Product: pleiotropic drug resistance family ABC transporter
Exons: 1
Coding region: 1-4512 (1503 amino acids)
Biological process (GO): xenobiotic detoxification by transmembrane export across the plasma membrane
Cellular component (GO): membrane
Molecular function (GO): ATP binding; ATP hydrolysis activity; ABC-type transporter activity
Source: RefSeq, a predicted model, not a curated record
AUGGAUAAGGGGAAAGAAAUAAGUGGAUCAAACGAUUACGAAGUGAGUAGUCCUGAUGAACCUUAUGAAGGAUUGGAUGAAACUGCUGCCCAGAGUAUCAAGGAGUUGGCCCAUUCGUUGCUCGAAGAAUCAAGGGAAAGCACACAUGCUGUCAAGGAAGGCAUAAAUCCUGUUUUUAUGGAUGAAUCGGGUGAAAAUUACAAUCCUCAAUUAGAUCCAGCAAGUGACAAGUUUUCGAGUACAGAAUGGAUUAAAAAUAUCUCGGACAUUGUACAUUCUGAUCCAGACUUUUACAAACCAUACACAAUUGGAUGUAGUUGGAGAAAUUUAUCUGCUAUCGGUGCCUCGGUCGAUGUCGCUUAUCAAACUACAGUGGAUAAUCUACCUUGGAAAUUCUUGAGUUGGGUUUACAGGAGCCUAGCGCCUACGAAAGCGUCCAAUUCUUUUCAAAUUCUAAAACCUAUGGAUGGGAUUGUUAAACCAAGUGAAUUGUUAGUUGUGCUGGGUAGACCUGGUUCGGGGUGUACGACUUUACUAAAAUCGAUUUCGUCUAAUACUCAUGGGUUUAAAAUUACAGAAGAUUCUACGAUUUCAUACAGUGGACUUUCCCCCAAGGAUAUUAAUAAGCAUUUUAGAGGUGAAGUGGUUUAUAACCCUGAAGCUGAUAUUCAUUUACCUCACUUGACAGUUUAUGAAACUUUAGUUACUGUUGCGAGGUUAAAGACUGCACAGAAUAGAAUUAGAGGUGUGGAUAGAGAGUCGUGGGCCAGGCACAUAACCGAAGUUGCAAUGGCAACCUACGGGCUGUCGCAUACGAGAAAUACCAAGGUCGGUGGUGAUCUAGUUAGAGGUGUUUCUGGUGGUGAAAGAAAGCGUGUCUCCAUCGCAGAAGUGACGAUCUGUGGAUCCAAGUUCCAAUGUUGGGAUAAUGCUACUAGAGGGUUGGAUGCGGCAACGGCUCUAGAAUUCAUCAAGGCUUUAAGGGCACAGGCACAAAUUGUUCAAAGUGCGGCCUGUGUUGCCAUUUACCAAUGCUCCCAAGACGCAUACGACUUAUUCGAUAAGGUAUGUGUUUUGUACAGUGGUUACCAAAUCUUUUUCGGAUCUACAGGAGAGGCUAAACACUAUUUUGAGAAAAUGGGGUAUCGUUGUCCUAGCAGACAAACCACUGCAGAUUUCUUAACAUCUAUUACAAGUCCUGCGGAAAGAAUUGUUAAUGAUGAAUAUAUUGAGAAGGGUAUACAUGUGCCUCAAACACCUGAAGAAAUGUCGGAUUACUGGAGAAAUUCACCGGAGUACCAAAAACUUGUAAAGGAAGCGGAUGAAUCUAUUAAACAAGAUCAUAUUGCUGCUAUUUCCUCUAUUAGAGAAGCUCAUCGGGCUAGACAGUCUAAGAAAGCCAGAUCAGCAGAACCUUAUACCGUCAGUUAUCUCAUGCAAGUGAAGUAUUUGAUGAUAAGAAAUAUGUGGAGAAUUAAAAACAGUUACAGUAUUACUGCCUUCCAAAUUUUCGGUAAUUCUGUCAUGGCUCUUUUGUUAGGUUCCAUGUUUUACAAAGUUAUGAAACAUCCAACUACCGAUACUUUCUAUUACAGAGGUGCGGCCAUGUUUUUUGCCAUUCUUUUCAAUGCCUUUUCAUCUCUACUGGAAAUUUUCUCACUGUAUGAAGCUAGACCAAUUACUGAGAAACAUAGAACUUAUUCUCUUUACCGCCCAAGUGCAGAUGCAUUUGCCUCUGUCCUGUCUGAAAUUCCAUCAAAGAUCCUUACUGCCAUUUUUUUCAAUCUUGCAUUCUAUUUCUUGGUGGAUUUUAGGAGAAAUGCUGGUAGAUUUUUUUUCUAUUUCCUUAUCAAUAUCAUUGCAACUUUUACCAUGUCACACCUGUUUAGAUGUGUUGGUUCCCUAACUAACACUUUAACAGAAGCAAUGGUUCCGGCUUCAAUUCUUCUAUUGGGUAUGGCUAUGUACACAGGUUUUGCUAUCCCAGAGACAAAGAUGUUAGGUUGGUCUAAAUGGAUUUGGUACAUCAAUCCAUUGUCAUACCUUUUCGAAGCACUGAUGACCAAUGAAUUUCAUGAUCGUAAGUUUGCUUGUUCUACGUUUAUUCCACAUGGUGGGGAUUAUGACAAUGUUACAGGGAAGCAACAUAUCUGUGGUGUUGUGGGUGCUAUACCAGGUGAAACCUUUGUCCUUGGUGAUAAUUUUUUAAAGAAAAGCUACAAUUAUGACAUUAAGCAUAAAUGGCGUGCGUUUGGAGUUGGUAUGGCAUAUGUGAUUUUCUUUUUCUUUGUCUAUUUGUUCCUAUGUGAAGUUAAUCAAGGUGCUAAACAAAAUGGUGAAAUCCUAGUGUUCCCACAACCAGUGGUUAGGAAGAUGCGCAAACAAAAGAAAAUUAGUGCCAGAAAUUACGAUUCAAAUGACCCGGAAAAAGCUAUCGGUGCAAAUGCUAAUGAUUUAACUGACGCAACUUUAAUUAAGGAUUCAUCUGAUUCGAUGGAUGAAGGACAGGAACAAACGGGAUUGACUAAAUCAGAAGCAAUUUUCCAUUGGAGAAAUUUGUGUUACGAUGUUCAGAUAAAGUCUGAAACAAGACGUAUUUUGAAUAAUGUUGACGGUUGGGUUAAACCUGGAACAUUAACCGCCCUAAUGGGCUCUUCGGGUGCAGGUAAAACAACUUUGUUGGAUUGUCUUGCAGAAAGAGUUACUAUGGGUGUUAUCACUGGUGACAUUUUCGUUAAUGGUAAAUUGCGUGAUGAAUCUUUCCCCAGAUCUAUUGGUUAUUGUCAACAACAGGAUUUGCAUCUAAAGACGGCUACCGUUAGAGAAUCUUUACUGUUUUCAGCUAUGUUGCGUCAACCUAAGAGUGUUCCUGCUUCUGAAAAGAGAAAGUAUGUGGAAGAAGUUAUCAAGAUUCUUGAAAUGGAACCCUAUGCAGAUGCGAUUGUCGGUGUAGCUGGUGAAGGCUUAAAUGUUGAACAGAGAAAGAGACUUACAAUCGGUGUUGAACUGGUCGCUAAACCCAAAUUAUUGGUAUUUUUAGAUGAACCCACAUCAGGUUUGGAUUCCCAGACGGCUUGGUCGAUCUGUCAGUUGAUGAAAAAAUUGUCUAACCAUGGUCAGGCUAUUUUGUGUACCAUUCAUCAACCUUCUGCCAUGUUAAUGCAAGAGUUUGAUAGGUUGUUAUUUCUACAGAAAGGUGGUAAAACAGUGUACUUUGGUGAACUUGGUGAAGGCUGUAAAGUUAUGAUCGAUUAUUUUGAACGUAAUGGAGCAAAUCCUUGUCCACCCGAUGCAAACCCUGCUGAAUGGAUGCUUGAAGUUGUUGGUGCUGCACCAGGUAGUCAUGCUAAUCGCGAUUACCAUGAAGCUUGGAAGAACUCUGAAGAGUAUAAGGUUGUCCAUCAGGAAUUAGAUCGUUUGGAAAAUGAAUUGCAGGGAAUUGAUGAUGGUGACGAUGCUGAAAAGCAUAAAUCUUUUGCUACUGAUAUUUUCACACAGAUUCGGUUGGUGAGUUUUCGUCUGGCACAACAAUAUUGGAGAAGUCCCGAAUACAUAUGGCCUAAAUUUAUUGUUACAAUUGUGUGCCAACUCUUUGUCGGGUUCACUUUUUUCAAAGCUGAUAAAACCAUGCAAGGUUUACAAAACCAGAUGUUGGCGGUAUUUAUGUUCACCGUCGUUUACAACGUCCUUCUUGAGCAGUACUUGCCUAAUUACGUGCAACAAAGAAAUCUUUACGAAGCAAGGGAAAGACCAUCAAGGACUUUUUCAUGGUUUGCCUUUAUUGUGUCUCAAAUUAUAGUUGAACUUCCCUGGAAUUUCAUUGCGGGCACCGUUGCAUUUUUCUGUUAUUACUACCCCAUUGGAUUUUACCGUAAUGCAUCCGAGUCUCAUCAAUUGCAUGAAAGGGGCGCUCUAUUUUGGUUAUGGUCGACCGCGUACUACGUCUGGAUUGGAUCUACGGGUAUUUUAGCCAAUUCAUUCAUUGAAUAUGAUGUCACUGCUGCUAAUUUGGCAACUUUGUGCUAUACUCUAGCUCUAUCUUUCUGUGGUGUGAUGACUCAACCAAACCAAAUGCCACGUUUCUGGAUUUUCAUGUACAGAGUUUCCCCGUUGACGUAUUUCAUUGAUGCCACUCUGGCUAUUGGUGUUGCUAAUGUUAACGUGGAGUGCGCAGACUACGAAUAUGUCAGGUUCAGCCCACCUCAAAAUAAAACCUGUGGUCAAUACAUGCAGAAAUAUAUCAAAUCCGCUGGUACUGGUUACCUAGCCGAUCCAAGUGCUACCGAUGAAUGCAAAUUCUGUUUAAUAUCCAAAACUAAUGACUAUUUACGAAGCGUGAGUUCUACCUAUCACCACAGAUGGAGAAAUUAUGGUAUCUUCAUCUGUUACAUUGUUUUUGACUAUGCCGGUGCAGUGUUCCUGUACUGGUUGGCAAGGGUACCGAAGAAUUCAUGGAUCAAUCGUGUUCGCGAUAGAUUAAUCAAGCUUACUUCUAGAAAAGCCAAGGACUAA